Molecule: messenger RNA, 1308 nt
Organism: Drosophila mauritiana
Lineage: Eukaryota; Metazoa; Arthropoda; Insecta; Diptera; Drosophilidae
Exons: 5
Coding region: 34-1197 (387 amino acids)
Source: RefSeq, a predicted model, not a curated record
GAGCGAUCAGUAACAACCGAAUAUCGUCGCGUUAUGGUCGCACCGAGCAAACUCCUGGAGCCGCCCCUGAAUCGGGUGCACUGCGCCAUCCUGCACAGCCUGCCGGGCCAGAGUUGCACGAAGGCCUUCCUGUGGAAUCUCUACCGCAACCAUGUGUCCAGUGGGAAGUACUAUUCACCCUUGUUGCUGUUACCCUUGGUAAUGAAUUGGAGAAAGGUGUCCAGGAAAAUGGUGCUUUCUGUGGCCAAAAACUAUGCUCAAUCCGCCAGUUUUGCUGCCUGGAUAAAUGCCAUUACCUUCUACUUGAUGUGCAUGGGAAGGCGUCUCAAUGCUCGAUUUGUAUUCAUAUUUAUACCAUUUCUGCCCUGCUGGAUUGCCUCGCAGUUGAGUUGGUUGAUGCCUCCUCAGGUGCUUCACUUCUUCGUGACUGGCAUAACACCAGCGGCAAUGGAAAGCCUGAUGAGAUAUUCCAACUUCGGCUUGGUACAUUCACCCAUGGCACAGACUCUUAUGUUCAUGAUAUCCUCGGUGAUAGUCUUGCAUUACCAGCAGACUCGAAAGUACUCUGGUUUCUGGUUCAUACGACCAGCUUCUCUGCCCGAGGAUAACGAAGAUCGGACGAUUCUGAAGCAAGUGCAGCAGGGUAUCAGGGAGUUGAGAUCAUACCUGGGCAUUGGACUGGCAAUGGAUCUGCUCAAUCCCUUGAUGAAGCGAAACAUAAAACUCUGGCGACCCAAGAUGACAAGUUUCUUGGCGGGCUACAUAGGAUUGUUUAAGGUGGUCCAAUUACUUUCUUUCAAAAGAUUGAGCGUAAAUCAAGCCAAUGCUCUGGCUUCCUUUAUAAGUGGGUCAUCGUUUGCUCUUCUACCAAAUCGUCUCACUUUCAUGUGUUUCGCCGUUGUAACUGCCAUCCAGGUGAUUUGGAGCCAGGUGUGCAAUGCUAAAGAUGAAAAGGAUUCGGUGCUAUCUGCAGUGCGAAAGAUUCCCUGGGCUAGACUGCUGAUACCCUGUAGUCUGGCAUAUCUGGUGCACAUUUUCUUCUACCACCAAAGGCAUCUCAAUGAGGUGGCUAGGAGUUUCAUAAACUGCACAUGUGAUAACAAUGGCCAACGAUUGUUGAAUCUGAUAGGUCUUCCCAGUGUCAAUGCGAUACUAGAAGCUGUGGAUAAGACACCCAAAACUUCCUUUUGGUUUUAAUUAUAUUGAUAUAUAAAAAUCAUAAACAUUUUCAGAAUGAAAUUAUAUAUGACCGUUAAUCAUCAAAUCAUUUGCCCACCAUAUUACGCUUUAAACGAUGCGCAUAAAUUA